This is a messenger RNA of Manis javanica (Malayan pangolin), 12456 nucleotides long. NCBI's taxonomy places the organism in Eukaryota, Metazoa, Chordata, Mammalia, Pholidota, Manidae. The record is from RefSeq and is a predicted model, not a curated record.
AUGGAUCAGAUCUGCGAACUACCUAGAAGAAAUUGUCUGCUGCCCUUUUCCAAUCCAGUGAAUUUAGAUGCCCCUGAAGACAAGGACAGCCCUUUCGGUAAUGGUCAAUCCAAUUUUUCUGAGCCACUUACUGGGUGUACUAUGCAGUUAUCGACUGCCAGUGGAACAUCCCAAAGUACUUAUGGACAAGAUUCUCCAUCUUGUUACAUUCCACUGCGGAGACUACAGGAUUUGGCCUCCAUGAUCAAUGUAGAGUAUUUAAAUGGGUCUGCUGAUGGAUCAGAAUCCUUUCAAGACCCUGAAAAAAGUGAUUCAAGAGCUCAGUCGCCAAUUGUUUGCACUUCCUUGAGUCCUGGUGGUCCAACAGCACUUGCUAUGAAACAGGAACCCUCUUGUAAUAACUCCCCUGAACUCCAUGUAAAAGUAACAAAGACUGUCAAGAAUGGCUUUCUGCACUUUGAGAAUUUUACUUGUGUGGACGAUGCAGAUGUAGAUUCUGAAAUGGACCCAGAACAGCCAGUCACAGAGGAUGAGAGUAUAGAGGAGAUCUUUGAGGAAACUCAGACCAAUGCCACCUGCAAUUAUGACCCUAAAUCAGAGAAUGGUGUAGACGUGGUCAUGGGAAAUGAACAAGACAGCACACCAGAGAUUUCCAACCGGAGGCCCUAUCGACAGUACUACGUGGAAGCUUUUGGAGACCCUUCUGAGAGAGCCUGGGUGGCUGGAAAAGCAAUUGUCAUGUUUGAAGGCAGGCAUCAAUUUGAAGAGCUACCUGUCCUUAGGAGAAGAGGGAAGCAGAAAGAAAAAGGAUAUAGACAUAAGGUUCCUCAGAAAAUUUUGAGCAAAUGGGAAGCCAGCGUUGGUCUUGCUGAACAGUAUGAUGUUCCCAAGGGAUUGAAGAACCGAAAGUGUGUCACCAGUUCAAUCAAGUUGGACAGUGAGGAGGAUAUGCCAUUUGAGGACUGCACGAAUGAUCCUGAGUCCGAACAUGACCUCUUACUUAAUGGCUGCUUGAAAUCUCUGGCUUUUGACUCUGAGCAUUCUGCAGAUGAGAAGGAAAAACCUUGUGCUAAGUCUCGAGCCAGAAAGAGCUCUGAUAAUCCAAAAAGGACUAGUAUGAAAAAGGCCCACAUGCAAUUUGAAGCACAUAAGGAAGAACGGAGGGGAAAGAUUCCAGAGAACCUUGGCCUAAACUUCAUUUCUGGGGAUGUAUCUGAUACACAAGCCUCUAAUGAACUCUCCAGGAUAGCAAACAGUCUCACAGGGUCCAACACUGCCCCGGGAAGUUUCCUGUUUUCUUCUUGUGCAAAAAACACUGCAAAGAAAGAAUUUGAGACUCCAAAUUGUGACUCCUUACUGGGCUUGUCUGAGGGUGCCUUGAUGUCAAAAUGUUCUGGGGAGAAGAAGAAGCUCCAGCGAGGUCUGGUGUGCAGUUCAAAAGUGCAGCUCUGCUAUAUUGGAGCAGGUGAUGAAGAAAAGCGAAGUGAUUCCAUUAGUAUCUGUACCACUUCUGAUGAUGGAAGUAGUGAUCUGGAUCCCAUAGAUAAUAGUUCAGAGUCUGAUAACAGUGUCCUUGAAAUUACAGAUGCUUUUGAUAGGACAGAGAACAUGUUAUCCAUGCAGAAAAAUGAAAACGUAAAGUAUUCUAGGUUUCCUGCCACAAACACUAAGGUAAAAGCAAAGCAGAAGUCCCUUAUUGCUAACUCACAUAUGGACCACUUAAUGGAUUGUCCUAAGACAGCAGAGCCUGGAACUGAGACAUCUCAGGUUGCUCUCUCUGAUCUUAAAGUGUCCACUCUUGUCCGCAAACCCCAGAUAGAUUUUAGAAAUGAUGUUCUCUCUCCAAAAUUCAACACACCAUCAAACAUUUCCAGUGAGAACUCACUGAAAAAGGGUGGGGCUACAAAUCAAACUCUGUUGCAUUCGAAAAACAAACAGCCCAAGAUCCGAAGUAUAAAGUGCAAACAUAAAGAAAAUCCACUUGUAGUAGAACCUCCAGUUACAAAUGAGGACUGUAGUUUGAAAUGCUGCUCUUCUGAUACCAAAGGCUCUCCUUUGGCCGGCAUUUCCAAAAGUGGGAAAGUAGAUGGUCUAAAACUACUGAGCAACAUGCAUGAGAAAACCAGGGAUUCGAGUGACAUAGAAACAGCAGUGGUGAAACACGUCCUGUCAGAAUUGAAGGAACUCUCUUAUAGAUCCUUAAGUGAAGAUGUCAGUGACUCUGGAACAUCAAAGCCAUCAAAACCAUUACUUUUUUCUUCUGCUUCUGGUCAGAAUCAUAUACCUAUUGAACCAGACUACAAAUUUAGUACAUUGCUAAUGAUGUUGAAAGAUAUGCAUGAUAAUAAGACCAAGGAGCAACGGUUAAUGACUGCACAAAACUUGGUCUCCUAUCGGAGUCCUGGUCUUGGGGACUGUUCUACCAGUAGUUCUGUAGGGGCUUCAAAGGUUUUGGUUUCAGGAGGCUCCACUCGUAAUUCAGAAAAAAAUGGAGAUGGCUCAAAGGACCCAGUCCAUCCUAACCCUAGUGGUGGUGACUCUGCACCAUCUGGAGAGUUGCCUGCCUCCCUUCCUGGCUUAGUGUCCGACAGAAGAGACCUCUCUGCUUCUGGCAAAAGUCGUUCAAACUGUGUUACUAGGCGCAGCUGUGGGCGAUCAAAGCCAUCAUCCAAAUUGCGAGAUGGUUUUUCAGCCCAGAUGGGAAAGAACACAGUGAACCGUAAAGCCUUAAAGACAGAGCGUAAAAGGAAACUGAACCAGCUUUCAGCUGUGACUCUUGAGGCUGCACUGCAGGGAGACCGACAGAAUGGAAGUUCUGAGAACAGCUUCUCAAGAGGUGGGGUGGAAGACGCUGGUAAAAAAGAACCCCUUCAAUUAAUGGGCCAUUUAACAAGUGAAGAUGGUGGCCAUUUUUCGGAUGUUCAUUUUGAUAGCAAAGUCAACCAGUCAGACCCUAGUAAAAUUCAUGAAAAAGGUCCCUCUUUUGAAAACAAAAAAGUCCCAGAACUGGAUUCUGAAAUGAAUAGUGAGAAUGAUGAACCCAAUGGCAUAAAUCAAGCAGUGCCUAAAAAGCGGUGGCAGCGUUUAAACCAAAGGCGCACUAAACCUCGUAAGCGCACUAACAGAUUUAGAGAGAAAGAAAACUCUGAGGGUGCCUUUGGGAUCUUGCUUCCUGCUGACUCUGUAAAGAAGGGGGGUGAGUUCUCAGAGCACAGACCCCCUCCUUCAGUGAACAUACUGGAGGAUGCACUGACAGACCCAAAUCAUGCCAGCCGCUUAGAUCCAGUUGGGCCACAGUUGAAGGUUUGUGAAAAAUCCAGUGCCAGCAUUGAGGAAGUGGAAAAGGAGCCAGGGAUUCCCACUUUGACUCCUCAGCCUGAGCUCCCCCAACCAGCUGUGCGAUCAGAGAAGAAGCGCCUUAGGAAGCCAAGCAAGUGGCUUCUUGAGUAUACUGAAGAAUAUGAUCAGAUAUUUGCUCCUAAGAAAAAACAAAAGAAGGUACAGGAACAGGUACACAAGGUAAGUUCCCACUCUGAAGAAGAAAGCCUUUUAGCCCGAUGUCGAUCUAGUUCUCAUAACAAGCAGGUGGAUGAGAAUUCUUUGAUUUCAACCAAAGAAGAGCCUCCAGUUCUUGAAAGAGAGGCUCCGUUUUUGGAAGGGCCCUUGGCUCAGUCAGAACUUGGAGGUGGACAUGCUGAAUUGCCACAGCUGACCUUGUCUGUGCCUGUAGCUCCAGAAGUCUCUCCACGGCCUGCCCUUGAGUCUGAGGAAUUGCUAGUUAAAACAUCAGGAAAUUAUGAAAGUAAGCGUCAGAGAAAACCAACUAAGAAACUUCUUGAAUCCAAUGAUUUAGACCCUGGAUUUAUGCCCAAGAAAGGGGAUCUUGGCCUUUCUAGAAAGUGUUACGAAGCUGGUCACUUGGAAAAUAACGUUACUGAAUCAUGUUCUGCAUCUCAUUGUAAAGAGUUUGGUGGAGGCACUACCAAGAUAUUUGAUAAACCAAGGAAGCGAAAACGACAGAGACAUGCUACAGCCAAGGUGCAUUGUAAAAAACUGAAAAAUGACGACUCAUCAAAAGAAACUCCAAGCUCAGAGGGAGAACUGAUGACACAUGGGACGGCUGCAAGCCCCAAGGAAACUGUUGAGGAGGGUGUAGAAAACGACCAUGGGAUUCCUGCAUCUAAAAAACUGCAGGGUGAACGAGGUGGAGGAGCUGCACUCAAGGAGAAUGUUUGUCAGAAUUGUGAGAAACUGGGUGAGCUGCUGUUAUGUGAGGCUCAAUGUUGUGGGGCUUUCCACCUGGAGUGCCUUGGAUUAACUGAGAUGCCCAGAGGAAAAUUUAUCUGCAAUGAAUGUCACACAGGAAUCCAUACCUGUUUUGUAUGUAAGCAGAGCGGGGAAGAUGUUAAAAGGUGCCUUCUGCCCUUGUGCGGAAAGUUUUACCAUGAAGAGUGUGUCCAGAAAUACCCACCCACUGUCAUGCAGAACAAGGGCUUCCGGUGCUCCCUACACAUCUGUAUAACCUGCCAUGCUGCUAAUCCGGCCAGUGUUUCUGCAUCUAAAGGUCGUCUGAUGCGCUGUGUCCGCUGCCCUGUGGCAUACCAUGCUAAUGAUUUUUGCCUGGCUGCUGGGUCAAAGAUUCUUGCAUCUAAUAGUAUCAUUUGCCCUAAUCACUUUACACCCAGGAGGGGCUGCCGAAAUCAUGAGCAUGUUAAUGUUAGCUGGUGUUUUGUAUGCUCAGAAGGAGGCAGCCUUCUGUGUUGUGAUUCUUGCCCUGCUGCUUUUCAUCGUGAAUGCCUGAACAUUGAUAUCCCUGAAGGAAACUGGUAUUGCAAUGACUGUAAAGCAGGCAAAAAGCCACAUUACAGGGAAAUUGUCUGGGUAAAAGUUGGGCGAUACAGGUGGUGGCCAGCUGAGAUCUGCCAUCCUCGAGCUGUACCUUCCAAUAUUGAUAAGAUGAAACAUGAUGUGGGCGAGUUCCCUGUGCUAUUCUUUGGGUCUAAUGACUAUCUGUGGACUCACCAGGCCCGAGUCUUUCCCUACAUGGAGGGGGAUGUGAGCAGCAAGGAUAAAAUGGGCAAAGGAGUGGAUGGGACAUACAAAAAAGCUCUUCAGGAAGCUGCAGCAAGGUUUGAGGAGUUAAAGGCCCAAAAAGAGCUGAGACAGCUGCAGGAAGACCGAAAGAACGACAAGAAGCCACCACCUUACAAACAUAUAAAGGUGAAUCGCCCUAUUGGCAGAGUACAGAUCUUCACUGCAGACUUGUCUGAAAUUCCCCGUUGCAACUGUAAAGCUACUGAUGAGAACCCCUGUGGGAUAGACUCUGAGUGCAUCAACCGCAUGCUGCUCUAUGAGUGCCACCCCACAGUAUGUCCUGCUGGAGGGCGGUGCCAAAACCAGUGCUUCACUAAACGCCAGUAUCCAGAGGUCGAAAUUUUUCGCACGUUACAGAGGGGCUGGGGUCUCCGGACAAAAACAGAUAUUAAAAAGGGUGAAUUUGUGAAUGAGUAUGUGGGAGAGCUAAUAGAUGAAGAGGAGUGCAGAGCUCGAAUCCGUCACGCCCAAGAACAUGAUAUCACUAAUUUUUAUAUGCUCACCUUAGACAAAGACCGGAUCAUUGAUGCUGGUCCCAAAGGAAACUAUGCACGUUUCAUGAACCAUUGCUGCCAACCCAACUGUGAAACACAAAAGUGGUCUGUGAAUGGAGAUACCCGUGUUGGCCUUUUUGCCCUGAGUGACAUUAAAGCAGGCACUGAACUUACCUUCAACUACAACCUAGAAUGUCUUGGGAAUGGAAAGACCGUUUGCAAAUGUGGAGCCCCGAACUGCAGUGGCUUUUUGGGUGUAAGGCCAAAGAAUCAACCAAUUGCCACGGAAGAAAAGUCAAAGAAAUUCAAGAAGAAGCAACAGGGGAAGCGCAGGACCCAGGGUGAAAUCACAAAGGAGCGCGAGGAUGAGUGUUUCAGCUGUGGGGAUGCUGGCCAGCUUGUCUCCUGUAAGAAGCCAGGCUGCCCAAAAGUUUACCAUGCAGACUGUCUCAAUCUAACCAAGCGACCGGCAGGGAAAUGGGAGUGUCCUUGGCAUCAGUGUGACAUCUGUGGGAAGGAAGCAGCGUCCUUCUGUGAGAUGUGUCCCAGCUCCUUUUGUAAGCAGCAUCGGGAAGGAAUGCUCUUCAUCUCCAAACUGGAUGGGCGAUUGUCUUGUACUGAGCAUGACCCCUGUGGGCCUAACCCUCUGGAACCUGGGGAGAUUCGUGAGUAUGUGCCUCCUCCAGUUCCGCUGCCUCCAGGCCCAAGCACUCACCUGGCAGAGCAUUCAUCAGGAGUGCUUGCUCAGGGGCCCAAGAUGUUGGAUAAGCUGCCUGCUGACACCAACCAGAUGCUGUCACUGUCCAAAAAAGCUGUGGCAGGGACUUGUCAGAGACCACUGUUGCCUGAAAGACCUCCUGACAGAACUGACUCCAGGCCCCAGCCUGUAGAUCGGGUUAGGGACCUUGCUGGGUCAGGGACCAAACCUCAAUCCUUGGUAUCCAGCCAGAAGCCAUUGAACAGACCACCUGCAAUGGCAGGACCAAGACCCCAGCUAUCUGACAAACCCUGUCCAGUGACCAACCCAAGCUCCUCACCCUCAGUCAGGUCCCAGCCAUUGGAAAGACCUCUGGGGACAACUGACCUGAGGCUGGAUAAAUCCAUAGGUGCUGCCAGCCCAAGGCCCCAGUCAUUGGAGAAAACUCCAGUCCCCACUGGCCUGAGACUUCCACCACCAGACAGACUGCUAGUCACCAGCAGUCCCAAACCCCAGAGUUCAGACAGGCCCCCAGACAAAUCCUAUGCCUCUUUGUCCCAGAGACUCCCACCUCCUGACAAAGUACUGUCAGCUGUGGUCCAGACCCUGGUAGCUAAAGAAAAAGCGCUGAGGCCCGUGGACCAGAAUACUCAAUCAAAAAAUAGAGCUGCUUUGGUGAUGGAUCUCAUAGACCUAACUCCUCGCCAGAAGGAGCUGAUAGUUUCUCCUCAUGAAAUCACACCACAGACUGAUGAGAAGAUGCCAGCUCUGGAGUCAAGCUCCUGGACUGCCAGCAAAGGUCUGGGGCAGAUGCCACGAGCUGUUGAGAGACCUUGUGUGUCAGAUCCUGUCCUUCAGCCACACGGGAAAGCAGUGGCCCCUUCGGAGCACCCCUGGCAAGCUGUUAAAUCACUUACACAGGCCAGACUUCUUUCUCAACCCCCUGCCAAGGCUUUUUUAUAUGAGCCAGCAACCCAGGCCUCAGGAAGAGCACCUGCAGGGGUGGAGCAGACCCUAGGGCCUCCCAGCCAAGUACCAGGCCUGGUGAAGCACGUGAAGCAGAUAGCCAGAAGCCAGCAACUACCUGGACUUGCUGCCAAGAGUGGGCACUCCUUCAGGCCUCUUGGGAAGGCCCCACCCUGCCUUUCCACUGAAGAGAAGUUGGCAACCACAGAACAGAAUCCUUGGGCCCUGGGAAAGGCCUCACCAGGGCCAGGGCUUUGGCCCAUGGUUGCUGGACAGACACUAGCACAGUCUUGCUGGUCAUCUGGGAGUGCACAGACAUUAGCACAGACUUGUUGGUCUCUUGGAAGAGGGCAAGACCCUAAGCCAGAGCAAAAUACACUUCCAGCUUUUAACCAGGCUCCUUCCAGUCACAAGUGUGCAGAGUCAGAACAGAAAUAACACCAGUAAAUGCCACAUGACCAGACCAGCUGCCCCCCCAGGGUUCUUGGGGAAGGGAAAUCAUCUUUCUUCCCCACCCCCCCCCUUAAGAAACAGACCCCAACACUUUUCCACUGUUACUCUUUCCUUAUAUUCCAACACUCAGAACCCUUCUGACAUUAGCCAGUGGGGGCUUGUGGUGGUGUGAACCAUGUAUGGAAAUCCAAGUGGCCCCCAGCCAAGGAGGGAGACAGACUUGGGUAUCUUUCCCCCAAUCUUUACAUGUGGUAACUUGAAAUAAAAAGUCCACUCUGGAGUCAAGCAUGGGAUUCAAUUCCACUGUUCAGGUUGGAAGGUAGAGGGGGCUCUCAAAGCUAUUUCUCGAGCCCUUCAGAGCGCCCCACUGAGUGUACCUGAUGAACCCUUGGGAGGAACUGAUAUGCAUUCAUGUCAGUGGUGAUUUCUUGAGCAUUCACAAGUGCUAAGCCAGGCACUAGUCACUGACGGGUGAUAGAUAAGAUCUGAUCCCUGUGAGCCUAACAUGCCUGCUUGGGGUCCCAGGCUGUUUUCAAGAACCCUUGACCAGGAAGUAACGGAAGUUCUGAGGGGGCCUGGCACUCCAGACCUAUUUUGUAAUGUCCUUUGUGGCCCCAAAAGUGGUUGUGUUAAAAGUGUCUGUUGAUUGGGUGUGCAUGCACCCUCAAUGUGUAGGUCUCCUCUCUGGGUGGGAGGAGGUUGUAUUGAGGCCAAGUGGGGCUAUUGGCUGUGCAGCCACUGCUGCUUCUGUCAGGUCUGUGGAGUUUGAAGAUCGGUCCUAGGUGGAACAGCUCAUUGUGUGGGUUGGGCUCUACAAGGACAUAGCUUUCCCACAGUGUAAGGAGGCAUUUGGCAAGCUUAUCUUUCUUUCCUACCAGUUUUCUUCUUUUUACAUUAAUCCACCCCAUGCCUACCCCCCAAACACAGGUGCUUUCAGAUUUCAGAGUCUCGGGCAAAGGCUGUAGAGAAUCACUGGCAAGCUCUGGGCUAGAUCCACCACCAGCUCAGGUAGAGUGCCAGAUCCUGAUGGAAGAUCUUCUCUUCUGACACUUUACCCUCCUACCUGAAUGGAUGGAGUCCUCUUCUUCGCUAGUGGAUUCUGCUGCCCUCUUCCUGGGAAUUGCUGUGCUCUGUAUGGAGAGUGCCUGCCCACUGACAUAGCUCAAAAACAAACAAGAACCCUUCCCCUAUAACUGGCAAGAUGUGGCAUUUAGACCAAUGUCUAGUCUAAGAGAUGACUCCUCAUAACUGCUGAUUAUCUGUUACUGCUGCCCUGAGCUGGGGCCCCAGGGCUGGGAAAUCUGUUGGUGCUACCCUGCCCUACCGUUCACCCAGCUCAUCAACUGCCAACAGGAAGUGCUGUUUGGCCAGUUCCUUCCCAUUCACCCACUCCUCCUUUGUCCCUAGACCAAAUGUGUUCCUUCCCAUUCACCCACUCCUCCUUUGUCCCUAGACCAAACGUGUUUACCUCUCUCCUUUGCCAACUUUGCCAACAGCUUUAGCCAACAGGCCAUCUCCUGGCCCAAGUGUCUCCUGGCCAUUCUGUCUCUGUUAUGGCUUUUACACCCUCAACAGGAGUCUAUAUUUUGUCCCAAUUUCCUCCUCCCAAGUUCCUAUUGAGGCUAUUCUCAUCACUUCUAAGGAGGGAACAAUAGUUAUAUGGAAGCAUUUGCGCUUUAUAUAUAAAUUAAAAGAAAAUUUGCUUUUAUUUCCCAAAGUCUGUCUCGGGUUGAGACACUUGAACUCAGGCAGAGGCAUGAGGCUGGACAGGAUGCCCUGAGCUUAGGGGCCUAUCCCUGCAUCUCACUUAGACCUCGGAAUCUCCUCUGUGAAUUCCAUCUGCCUAGUUCUCCCCUUUCAUCCUCUCUUCCCACAUCAUCAGAGAGGGAAAGCUCUUUGUUCAAAAGGAAGAGAAAACAAAGCAUCUUAUUUUCUUUUUUAAAAAAUUUUAAACCAUGGAAAAGAUAUUUUUAAAGAACCCCACCCAGAACAUAAAGUUCAUUAUAUUAAGUAUUUAUCAUGUGUGAGAAUAUUAAGUAUAUAACUGCAGCUAGUAGGACCCUUUCCCUAAUCUCUUAGGUUGUAUGAGUAGGGUUUGCUUGGUGCCAGUCCUGUGCCCUUUUCUCUCCUGUCAUCUCUAGUUGUGAUCAGAAAAAGAUAUCCGCACUGCAUUGUCAGAAUCUCCUUUCACUAUGUUGUGUGUUAAAUUACCGUAGCUCUUUGUUUCAUGAAAUAAACUGUGAAUUUUUUUGCGGGGUGUGUGUGUGGCGGGGGGAAUGUGUGUGCAGGCUAUGUACAAUUUUUUAAGUGGAGAAGUUUGAUCUUGAACUAGCUUCUCUAAAGUAGGCUUUGGUAGAUAAUUGACUUGAUAGACGCUCUAGAUAUGUCUCACAGGACAGGAAGAAGUGAGGGAACAGUGGGCCAUGAUUGGCCACUUCGUGGUUUUGUUUUGAUUCUUUCCAUUCUUCACCAUUCACUGGAAAUUUCCUUCCAGACCUACCUGAGCAUUUGGGGUGGGAGACAGGCAGUUUUCUAUCUAAAUGGUUGGACAGCCAGGCUUCCGUGAAGGCCAUUGAAAGACACUCUCAGGUUGAAUGGAAACUAGAAAUUCAAUUAUCAGUCCACUGAUAGCGCAGCAUCUGAUACAAGGUGUUAACAAGAAAGCAGUCACCAUACAGUUAGAAGCAGAGUCGGAAGGGCUAUUGGGAAGUGAGACUAGUUUGAAGGUAAGGUAGGAAGGGAGUGGCCUCGCCAGCCUUGGGGACUCUCCUGGAGCUAUUUAUGAGAUUUUUUUCUCCAGGGGUUGUGAAUUGGCAGUUAAAAGGAAAUCCUUUCUUACAAACUCCUGAUCUUUAUACAGGAUGGUUUGGUGUCUGUCUCAAAAGAGAGUCUGCCUCUAAGCCAUAUCCCCAGGGAGCCUUUCCAAGAGGAAGCUAUAGCUCCCACAAGUGGCUAAAGAAUCAAUACCUCUCCUAGCCCUGUUAAGCCAGAAAAAAAUUAGGGAAACAACUCAAAGCCUCAUUUGCUUCUGCUGGAGCUAAACCAUUCUAAUAGCAAAGUAGCUGUCAUUGCUACAAAAGCAUCAAGGUUUUAAAUGUCUGCUCCCCCCUGAAGUUACUGAGUUUGAGAUGAUAUAAAUCACUGUUGAUCUUCUGAACAACUACCAAAUCUACAGUUUUAUCAUUGAUAUAAAUAAUUUAUUUUUUACAUCCUUUACCCCCACACUACAGUCAGGGCACAAAGGGCAUCAGUGAUCCUUUCCCAGGCUCGGCAGCAUCUACUCACUGGAGCUGGACUCCCAGGUUGCAUUGUGUGAACAGAGUGGCAGGAAGUCUGGUCCUGGCAGCUUCCCCUGUGGAGAGGAAUCAGGAGAGCACUGAACAUGGAUGGAUUUUUGCCUUCAGCUCCUAUAAAGCAGGUUUUCUCUUAAGGCUUUUUGGGGGGAUUUUGUCAGCCAGGAGGUCAGAGUGGCCGUGUGUCCUACCCAACCUUUCUGAGAGCUUGGCAGGGAAAGAGCUGCCAUAAGCCCCUUUUCCUGCUGAAUGAUGUUUGGGCUGUACCGUGUGUUAGACAUUCCAGAUCAGUUAGAGCUAGGUAGCUGCUCCAUGAGGCUCAUUGGCUAUGGCCAGUUAGCUCUCAGCUGAGCUUCCUAGGGCCAGUGCGGCAGGGCCAGAGGUUGCUGUAGUAUAAAUUGAAAUAAUAGAUAAUUGCUUUGUAUACACAAAAAAAGUAAUGAUGGUGCUAAUCUCCUGGUAUAAAUAAGCACUGCCAAGGGUUGAGGGACUGGCAACUUGAGAAACCCAGGUUCUUGUUCGGAAGGAAGAGAUUUUAUGUAGAAUGUUUUCUUUGAGGCUGUAUUAGAGAAGAAGGCAGAGCCUAAGGAAGCCUGCACCUGACCUGGGAGUGGUACAGCACAGUCCAGUGGAAGAGAUGCUGUAUCCAGAUGCAGGUGGUCAUUGAGUUUUUCUCAGGGCUGCUAUUGCCUUGCCCAUAGGCUCCAUCCACUGCCUGUAACAUGUUGGUAGAGAACUCUUGGUGUGGGGUCUCCUCUCUGCCCCUCUCUACCUCUUCCAUUCUCAUGGGAGCACUUCUCUUGCUUAUGAAGAUUAGGGGUAGUAUUUCUUAAGGAAGUGGAGUUUAUUUGAAUUAGAACCUACAGCCUGGGAAGAAAUGUUUCCUACCAACAUAAGCAAAAAACAUUACAUUCUUACGUGGUCCCUUUUCUAGAGCUGCUUUCCCAUGACUUAACACAGGCUGUGGAGGGGCUUCAGAUACAUACAGCACCCUGGAAGCUGAGCAGAGCCUUGGACAGGUGAGCCCAGGGAAUAGAUGCAGAACUGAAUGAUUCUGGUGCUUUAGACUUCCAGGGUAGGGGCAGAGAACAGGUGGUCCCCAGGUCUGAGGUGGGUGCUGCCUGUGUGUGCAUGUCGGUGAGAGUGUGUUGAAGAUGGGUGAGUGCAGCACAGAGGAGCUCAUGGAAGAGCAGCUUUGUGAGUCUUGGCAAAGAAACAAGCUGACAAUAGAAACCUAUCUUUAUAUUUUUAAGAAAGGGGUGGGGGGUGUCAGCUGAGGUCCAUCACUGUUUUGGGUUUUUUUUGCCCUCCCCCUCCCCCCCUAUACAUUGUCAGCUGUAAGUGAAACUCCUAGUGAAAAAGAAGGGAGCCCUGUGCUAGGAGCCCCAUAAACAUGUACUGUAAUUCUUUGUAUAUAGAAAAAAAAUUACUGUAAAGUAAAGUGUAACUUUACUCUUAA